CCCUGCCCGUGCCCCCCAGGCGCCCAGCCCUGCAGCCCCAAGUACUUUGGCCGCGAUGCCAUGGUGUGCGUCUGCAACGCCACGUACUGCGACACGCUGGACCCCCUGGUGCUGCCGACCCCCGGCACCUACGUCAAAUACGAGAGCAGCAAGGCCGGCAAGCGGCUGGAGCGCAGCGAGGGGAGCUUCCAGCGCAACGCCAGGACCCCAGAUUUCCAUCUCACCCUGGACACGGCGCAGCGGUACCAGAAGGUGAAGGGCUUUGGUGGCUCCGUCACAGACUCAGCUGCCAUCAACAUCCAGUCCCUGUCCAAGGAUGCCCAGAACCACCUACUCCGCUCCUAUUUCUCCGAGGAAGGCAUUGAGUACAACCUCGUGCGCGUCCCCAUGGCCAGCACCGACUUCUCCGUCCGCCUGUACACCUACGCUGACGCUGAGGGCGACUUCGAGCUGAAGCACUUCAACCUGACGGAGGAGGACACGCGGAUGAAGAUCCCCAUCCUCCAGGCAGCCCAGGCAGUGGCCAAGCGGCCGCUGUCGCUGUACGCCAGCCCCUGGACCUCUCCAACCUGGAUGAAGACGAACGGCGCGAUGACGGGGAGGGGGACGCUGAAGGGCAGCCCUGGGGACAAGUACCACCAGGCCUGGGCCAAGUACUUCAUCCGGUUCCUGGACGAAUACGCCAAGCACAACCUGACCUUCUGGGCAGUGACGGCGGAGAACGAGCCCACCGCCGGGCUGAUCAACAACUACCCCUUCCAGUGCCUGGGCUUCACGGCCGAGCAGCAGCGGGACUUCAUCGCACGGGACCUGGGCCCUGCGCUGGCCAACAGCUCCCACCGCGACGUCCGGCUCAUCAUCCUGGAUGACAACCGGCUCCACCUCCCGCACUGGGCCAAAGUGGUUCUGGAGGAUGAGGAGGCAGCUCGCUACGUCCACGGCAUCGGCAUCCACUGGUACCUGGACUUCAUCGGUCCCAUCCAGGACACAGUGGUGCCCACUCACGAGCUUUUCCCAGACUACUUCAUCCUGGCCACGGAAGCGUGCAUCGGGGCCCAUUUCUGGGAGAGGGAUGUGAUCCUGGGCUGCUGGGAGCGGGGGAACCAGUACAGCCACAGCAUCCUGACGAACCUGAACCACUUUGUGGCUGGCUGGACCGACUGGAACCUGGCCCUGGACCUGGAGGGGGGCCCCAACUGGGUCAAGAACUAUGUGGACAGCCCUGUCAUCGUGGACGCCAGUGAAGGCAUCUUCUACAAGCAGCCCAUGUUCUACCACAUGGGGCACUUCAGUAAGUUCAUCCCUGAGGGCUCCCAGCGCGUGGGGCUCGUUGCUUCCAAAGAAUCCAAGAAGAUGGACCUGGAGUACACGGCUUUCCUGCGCCCCGACGGCGCGGUGGUGGUGGUGGUUCUGAACCGGUGAGCGAUGCAGCCCAGCCCACGAGGGUGGG
Messenger RNA from Egretta garzetta (little egret), 1450 nucleotides. RefSeq names its product glucosylceramidase beta (gene GBA1). Gene Ontology annotation, biological process: glucosylceramide catabolic process. Gene Ontology annotation, molecular function: glucosylceramidase activity. The record is from RefSeq and is a predicted model, not a curated record. NCBI's taxonomy places the organism in Eukaryota, Metazoa, Chordata, Aves, Pelecaniformes, Ardeidae. The transcript has 8 exons. The coding region runs from base 61 to 1422 and encodes 453 amino acids.